AUGCGUCCUUCUGCCGCCCGCCUUGCCGCCCGGAUUUCCGCCGGCAAUCCGCUGCGCCUCCGCUCUCCGCCCCGCGCGCUUGCCCGUUUUCCGCCGGAGUCACAGCAGCAAGUAGCACCCCCACCUCACUGCCAUCUGUUCGCUUUGCUCGCAACUGCAGCUGCAGCUGCCGCUGUCGCGCCGCUCUUGGCGCGGCGAGGCACUUGCGCCUGCGCGGGGAAAGGUGCGCCGCUGCCACUGCUCCUGCCACGUGGCGUGCCCUUCUCAUCCCUCGUCCAGCUGUCGCCGCGCCAUUUGCAGGGGCCAAUCGUGGUGGCGACGCACAACUACCACCUGGACGAUGUGCUGGCACAGGUCCCCCCUGUGCGCCACAGCGACCUGGUGCUGGUGCAGAACGGCCUGCUGGACGGCCGUUGGUGGAGGAGAGAGCAGCAGAAGGAGCAGCGGAAAUCCCAGAUUCCGCCAUGCCACUCAGGCGCUUCAGAUAUAGGCGGUACUUCUGGGAAGAGGGGGUGUUACGUAGUCUCCCUACUUCCCCAACUCCCUCCCCCCUUCUUUCCCAACUCCCUCCCCCCCAUCUUUCCCAACUCCCUCCCCCCAUCUUUCCCAACUCCCUCCUCCCUUCUUUCCCAACUCCCUCCCCCCUUCUUCCCCAACUCCCUCCCCCCUUCUUUCCCAAGGAAAUGCAGAUAA
Molecule: messenger RNA, 693 nt
Organism: Closterium sp. Naga37s-1
Lineage: Eukaryota; Viridiplantae; Streptophyta; Zygnematophyceae; Desmidiales; Closteriaceae
Source: the annotation of a GenBank genome assembly